Messenger RNA from Dama dama (fallow deer), 4409 nucleotides. RefSeq names its product transmembrane protein 268 (gene TMEM268). The transcript has 9 exons. Bases 271 to 1305 code for a protein of 344 amino acids. The record is from RefSeq and is a predicted model, not a curated record. NCBI's taxonomy places the organism in Eukaryota, Metazoa, Chordata, Mammalia, Artiodactyla, Cervidae.
GGCUGGACCUCAGAGGCAAGCCGCUGCCCUCAGGAUCCGGGGACCGAGGCUCAGAGCUGGGCGGGAACUCGUCGCGCGGCCCGGGAUCUGGUCCCCCACCGCACCUCCCCGAGAGCCCCAGAAGAAACGCACGUGGUCGGCGAGCGCGGAGGUGCUUCCCCGAGUCCCGGGAGGGAGCCCGGCUGAUGAAAGGCAGAUGAAGCUGAGCUGGCUGCUCCAGGAUGAACCGCAGCUCUGAGAAGGGGAAGUAGGAGUCCUGCUGGUGCUGCUAUGGCGUGUGAACCACACAUGGACCCCGGCGGGGCGGCUGGCCCCUUGCCCACCUCCUCCCCUGGCUGGAGCGCCCUGCCUGGCGGAAGCCCUCCUGGCUGGGGGCAAGAGCUCCGCAAUGGCCAGGUCCUCACGGUGCUCCGGAUCGACAAUACCUGUGCGCCCAUCUCAUUUGACCUGGGAGCCGCCGAAGAGCAACUGCAGACCUGGGGUAUUCAGGUCCCAGCUGACCAGUACAGGAGCCUGGCUGAGAGCGCCCUUCUAGAGCCCCAAGUGAGGAGAUACAUCAUCUACAACUCGAGGCCCAUGCGGCUGGCUUUCGCUCUGGUGUUCUACGUGGUGGUGUGGGCCAACAUCUACUCCACCAGCCAGAUGUUCGCCCUGGGGGACCACUGGGUGGGCGUGCUGCUCGUGACCCUGGCUGCCAUGAGCCUCACCCUGACUCUCGUGCUCAUCUUUGAGAGACACCAGAGGAAGGCCAACACCAACACAGACCUCAGGCUGACAGCUGCCAAUGGAGCCCUCCUGAGACACCGGGUGCUGCUGGGGGUGACGGACACGGUGGAAGGUUGCCAGAGUGUGAUUCAGCUCUGGUUUGUCUAUUUCGACCUGGAGACAUGUGUGCAGUUUUUGUCCGAUCACAUUCAAGAGAUGAAGAUGAGCCAAGAGUCCUUGCUGAGAAGCAGAUUGAGCCAGCUGUGUGUUGUCAUGGAGACUGGGGUGAGCCCCACAGCCGAUGAGGGGCCGGAGAACCUGCUAGAGGAAGCUCCGCUCCUGCCCAACCGUCCAGGUUCCGCGGAGAAGCCGCUCAUGCAGACUGAACUUCGCCAGCUUGUUCCUGAGGCCGAGCCGGAGGAGAUGGCCCAGCAGCUUCUGGCAGUGUUUGGCGGCUACUACAUCCGGCUCCUCGUGACCUCUCAGCUUCCCCAGGACCUGGGGACACGGCACACGGACUCUCCAAGGAUUCCAUGCCCCUGCCAGCUCAUAGAAGCCUACAUCCUGGGCACGGGGUGCUGCCCAUUCCUGACCAGGUGACCUCGGAACGGAGGUACUCCUCUUCCCCCAGGACUGAAGGUGAGAGGUCAGGGAGGCCUCGGAGCUCCAGGGUGGCUGAUGGCGAGGCCUCGGUGAGGGGAGCAGCGUCUGGGGUGCCCUGAGGCUGUCAGUCACGUCAGCACUGGGGAUCCGGUGUUCCCUCCAGGACCCUGCACCAAAAUGGCUUGUCGACAGCCCACGCUGACCUCUGGCCUUUGCAGAAGCUGAUGGUCCCACUCUGAGCUACUUUCUGUGCUGCUUAGACCCAUUGGCGUGAGUGGAAGAGGCCCCUUGCCCAUCACUUUCAUUGUCUGGUGAUCCCCGAAAAUGUGAAGAUGACCAGAUGGGGCUGAAAGUGGGCCCAAAGCUUGGUCUCAGGCGAUACUCCGGUCCUCACCCGCUUUGUGUCAGAUGGAGACUCAGGGAGGACUCUGUUCUGAGUGGCAUUGCCUUGAGCCCCUUAAAUUAUAAGAUGCCCCCUUCCAAUAUGAAGCAAAGAAGUAAAUUCCCAGAGUGUUCUCCACUUUUAAGUUGCUCUUGCCCUACAUUUUCUGAAAAGUGACGUCACUUGGGCUUGCUGCUAGCAUGCAGGCCUUCAGGAGACAGAAGGAAGGAAGGAACAGCAUGUAACUACUACUGAGAAGAUUUGGAAGAGACUGAUCCUGUCUAUCAGAGGACUUACUCUGUUCCAAGGCACGCAUGCCUGUGGGUGUGUCUCAUACCGCAGACGGAGAGUGGCGGUCCUGUUCCCUAACACUAACGCUGUCCUGCAGUGAAGCAGAAUCUGCCCCUCGUGGAAUUCCAUGAAGAGCUCAGAGGCUGCCAGGCGCUCUGCUGCUGAAAAAAUAUGAAGACCCACUGUUCCCUGGGCCCAAAUCUAAAGACCCUCGCCUGGCAUUUAAAGGCUCCCCAGUGCCGAAGACCUGGCCAUCAUCUGCAAUUUUGGCUUCAUCGCCCAUAAAAGUCCUUAAUAGGUUGAAACUGUUUCCUGAACUGACAUAGCUAUUCUUUUGCAUCUGUUGGAUUCCCAUGCAUGCUUUUUUAAAAAAAAGAUGUUUUAAAAUUGAGGUAUAGUUGAUGUAAGAUGUACUAGGUAAGUUUCAGGUGUACAAUGUAGUGAUUCCUCAUUUUUAAAGGUUAUGCUCCAUUUAUAGUUAUUAUAAAAUAUUGGCUAUAUUCCCUGUGUUGUAUAUCUUUGUAGCUUAUUUAUUUUAUACAUGGGAGUCUGUACCUUCGUCCCCUCCUCCAUAUUGCCCCUCCUUCUUGCAUGCUUUAAAGCCUAGCUGUCCUUACCCCUCCUUCAGGAAGCCUUCCAACAUCUCUGCCACUUCUAUUUUUUUAUUUUUUAAAAUUACCUCUUUAAUCUAUUAAUCCAGAUCAUCUCACCUAGGUUUUUUUGGCCACACCACAGGACUUGCAUAUCUUAGUUCCCUGACCAGGGCUUGAAACCAGGCCCUUGGCUGUGAAAGCACUGGGUUCUAACCACUGGGCAUCCGGGGAAUUCCUGACUCUGCCUCCCUUAUAUUCUCUCUCUCUUUUUAAGAAAUUACUAUUAUUAUUUUGCAUUUUGGCUGUGUCACAUGGCAUGCUGGAUGGUUCCCUUCCCAGGGACUAAACCCGGGCCUCUGCAGUGUAAGUUCCAGAUUCAACCACUGGGCCACCCAGGAAUUCCCUCCUUUGAGCUCUUGAUGUAGCUGCUGCCUUUACUGCCAUUUUAUGUUAUUGAUUCUGUUUUCCUGUGCACAGACGAUAAACCCCUCAAGGACAAAGACAUACUUUUUGUGUAUGACCUAGACCUGCUAAGGAAAAAAAAAUUCCUGUGGAUUGAGUGCUUGUCAUCUCGAUAGUAGCUUUUGCAAAACACUCUCUGUACUCAGUUUAGUGAUGGGUAGAGUUGGCACAGACUGGGGUUCUGGUCUUGAAUUGCCACUUUUAGCUAUGUAAUUUUUGGCUGGUCCUCAGUUUAUGCAUCUGUAUAAUGGGUAGCUUGGGUUUUUCUUUUUUUUAACUGGCCCUUUCAAAGUCAAAUGUCUGGAAAGUUCCCGCAUUUUCUGUUCCAUUCUUGCCCUUGGCCUUUCUGUCUGUUAUGCCUUUAUCUACAUGUAGAAAGGUUCUAUAGCCCCACACAGAUGAGGUGCCCCAGACUUGAUAAUCAUUUGGAUGGGGUUGCAGGAGACCUGGAUUCUCAUCCUAGAUCUGCUUCUUCUUAGCAGUGUGACCUUGGCUAGGUUAACCUCUCUGAAUGUCAGUUCACCCUAUAAAUGACUCUAGUGAACAUGAAAUGUAAUUAUGUGGCUGACUUACCAUGUAAGAGAUGAAUCUGACUGUUCAUUUUCUCUGGGCCAGAGAAGAGAAAGCAUGAGCAUAGACCAGCUCUCAGAAAUGGCUGUUUUAAGCAUUUCUCUUUGGCCGAUGCUGUGGCCUGCUUUGCUUAAUGAGAUUUAUUCAUAAAAGUGAUCACUGCCUUCUUCCACCUGUCACAGAGGAAGUGUGGGCUGUGAAUGUGAUCAGUAGAAGCCCAUGUUUAUCAUCCAACCACAAAGCCCUGGUAAGUAUAAUAAUAGAGAAUAAAAAUGUGUGUGUUUUGAGAAAACAGCAGUUUCUCCUUAAAGGGCCUUUGAUGAGUUCUCUCCUGCCUUUCCCUCUCUGUAGAGUUUCUGGUGGUCUCACUGGGCAGAUGGACCAUUCAGGUAUGCCCACAAGAUACGUUUCUUUGCAUUCAAGCCUCGGUUUCUUCUUUUAGAAAGUUCUGUGAUCUCUGUCUUGCCUAGACCUUACAGGGUUGCUGUGAAGAUGAGAUUCCAUAAAGGAACGCGUGGGCUGGGUUAAUGAUAAAGGCUCUGGGUUAAUGAUGAGUAUGGUGCUGUUGAAGAUGGUGCUCUGUUGUGAAGUGGGAGUGGAGGGCUUGGAUUCCAGAGCCACAAAUCCAAGGACUGCCACUUUAGGGGAGGUGCCUCCCAUCCUUGGGUCUCAGUCGUCAAGGGUGGAGUGGGGAUAAGUGUGCCUACCUGGCAACUGAUUGUGAAGAUUAAAUGAUAGGAAAAAUACUGUAAAGUGCUUACAACUGUGAGUUGCAAACUUGAGUAAAAUCUCAAUAAAUUGUG